Molecule: messenger RNA, 1341 nt
Organism: Melopsittacus undulatus (budgerigar)
Lineage: Eukaryota; Metazoa; Chordata; Aves; Psittaciformes; Psittaculidae
Product: UDP-N-acetylglucosamine transferase subunit ALG13 homolog
Exons: 4
Coding region: 51-551 (166 amino acids)
Biological process (GO): dolichol-linked oligosaccharide biosynthetic process
Molecular function (GO): hexosyltransferase activity
Source: RefSeq, a predicted model, not a curated record
CCGGCCGCCAUCUUGGGGCGGGCGGCGCGCGGCGCCCUCAGCCGCCGGCCAUGAAGUCUGUGUUCGUCACCGUGGGUACCACCAGCUUCGAUGACCUGAUCGCGACCGUCUGCUCCCCGGCGGCCAUGCAGGUGCUGCAGAGCCUCGGCUACGAGAAGCUGGUGCUGCAGGUGGGGCGGUGCGCGCUGGACCCGGCGCUGCUCGGCAGUUCGGAUGUGGCCGUGGAAGUGGAAGCCUUCCGCUACAAGGAGUCUCUGGCUGAGGACCUGCGGAGGGCGGACCUGGUCAUCAGCCACGCAGGUGCAGGUAGCUGUCUGGAGACUCUAGAGAAAGGAAAACCACUAAUAGUAGUAAUAAAUGAAAAGCUGAUGAACAACCAUCAGCUUGAACUGGCGAAACAGCUCCACAAAGAUGGGCAUGUCCUCUACUGUAACUGCAGCACUCUUGUGGAGACACUGCAGUCAAUGGAGUUACCAACUUUGAAACCUUUUCCUCCUGGACAACCAGAAAAGUUUGCUUUGUUCUUGGAUCAAGUUUUGGGGAUUCAGUAAACAAUACAGAGGAAUAAAAAUCACAGAAUUAAACCUUUAUUCCUCUGCUAAUGAGGUCUUCCAUACUUAAAGAGUCCAGCGGCUGAGACAAACCCGCAAAGAAAAUGUCUGUUAACAUUAACCAACGUUAAAUGGUUCCUGUCUAGUGCAGAUUCAAAGUUAUCUAUGCUACAAAGAGCAGAGUGCCAACAAGGAAGGAGAGUAUGAAACGUCAGGUUUCUUGGACAGACACAUAUUUACCUCACAAAAUCUGCAGGAGUUGGUGAUUGCAGUGAGGAAGACAAGCUAAAUAACUUCUUAACCAGUAUGGCAUGCACAUCCUUGUCUCUUGACCAUACUUCCUAGGUCUAGUGGAAGUAAGUUGUUCUUUUUGAUGUUCCUGUGAUGUCCUGCAAAUGAGCAGGUGUCUUCAGCUCUCAUGUGUUUACAGAAGCACUGAAUGGAGAAUUGAAACAGAUAAAGUGAAGCCUCUUCAAAGGGAAAGGGGCAUGCAUGUGGUAAAUGUGGGUGGGAAGAAUCAAGAGUUGCAAACCUGCUGCUAAACUGUCUUCUGUUUCGGGGAGAUUUACACCCAAAAUACAGCAUGGCCUACAGGAGAGGAACUGGCUGGGCAAUGCAGUCGAUGCAUUCAUGCAGCUAUGCCAUCAUUACCUGGUUUGGACUUCUGUGGAGUGUGGCGUUUCCUGUUUGAUACUGACUGGAGCUCCCCAUUUAAAGUGUUGAAAUUGUCAACUGUGUUGAUGCUCCCAUUGAUUCAUUGAAGUAAAUACUUUGAAAAAAGGUUCACACA